Molecule: messenger RNA, 2422 nt
Organism: Daphnia pulex (common water flea)
Lineage: Eukaryota; Metazoa; Arthropoda; Branchiopoda; Diplostraca; Daphniidae
Product: xenotropic and polytropic retrovirus receptor 1-like
Exons: 12
Coding region: 283-2343 (686 amino acids)
Biological process (GO): phosphate ion transport; cellular response to phosphate starvation
Cellular component (GO): Golgi apparatus; plasma membrane; cytoplasm
Molecular function (GO): inositol hexakisphosphate binding
Source: RefSeq, a predicted model, not a curated record
CGAUGAAAUUCGUCUGCUUGAAUGAAAGUGAUUAAGAUUUCAGUUGCUCGUGCACCAAAAAGUCGAUUACUUCAUGUCAAAUUGUAAUUGUUAGGAACAGUAGCCAUUGUAGACAAUAUCAAUGGACUUGUCUGAGUAUUGGGCGUAUUAUUGCAACCUUAAAUCGUGCCCGAAUCAAUUCAUCCUCAAAGGAAAAUAACAAAACAAAGAACUAUAAGUGUAUAAAAACAUUGCAUUUCAUCGAAUUACGUACGGGUGUUACCGUCAAUCAACAGAACAAAAAUGAAAUUCGCUGAACAUUUGACCGCCCAUAUUACUCCUGAAUGGAGGAAGCAAUAUAUUCACUAUGAGGAUAUGAAACAAAUCCUUUACCAGGCACAAGAGCAAGCACCUUCAGCUGAAGUUGUAGAGCCUGAGGUUAUUGCUAGAUAUUAUGCAAAAUUUGAUGAACAGUUUUUUACAUACUGUGACAAGGAGUUAGCAAUGAUCAACACCUUUUAUUCUGAAAAAUUUGCUGAAGCUACAAGGAAGUAUGCUGCCCUGAAAAGUGAACUGUCGGUCUCAAAAAACACUAAUGGACAGGGUGAAGGAAAAGCCAACAAGUUGGGUAGAACUCUGAAACGCAACAAGCAACCAGUCAUGAAAAUUUCAGAUCUAAAGCUGGCUUUCAGUGAAUUUUACCUUAGCUUGAUCCUCCUUCAAAAUUACCAAAACUUAAAUUUCACUGGAUUCCGUAAAAUCCUUAAGAAACAUGAUAAGUUGAUACAAACUACCGCUGGAGCAAAAUGGAGAACCGAGCAUGUGGAACAAGCACAUUUUUACACAAACAAAGAUAUCGAUAAACUUUUGAGUGAAACUGAAGCUACAGUUACCCAUGAACUCGAGGGUGGCGAUCGCCAGAAAGCAAUGAAACGUCUUCGAGUCCCACCACUGGGUGAAAGAAAGUCAGAUCUCACAACUUUGAAAGUUGGAUUUUUUACCGGUGCGUUCGUCUGCCUGUUUGUUACAAUGGUUGUUUCAGCCAUUUUUCACAAUAGCCAAGAAAACAAUUGGAGGAUCAUUGUGCGCUUAUACCGAGGCCCCAUGCUAAUUGCCCUGUUCCUAUUCUUUAUGGGCCUCAAUGUUCAGGGAUGGCGUAAAUCUGGUGUGAAUCAUGUUCUCAUUUUCGAAUUGGAUCCGCGCCAUCAUUUGACCGAGCAACAUUUGCUCGAACUUGCAUCGGUCCUGGGGGUCCUGUGGACUCUCUCAGUAUUAGCCUUUCUUUACAGUAAAUUCCUUGGCAUUCCACCAUACGUCAAUCCCCUAGCUCUUGCUGUUACUAUGGUCCUUUUCUUGUUGAAUCCUACAAAGACAUUUGUUCACGAAGCGCGCUUUUGGUUUCUGCGUAAACUGGGAAGGGCUUUAUGUGCGCCGUUUUUUUUCGUUGGUUUUGCUGACUUUUGGCUGGCUGACCAACUCAACAGUCUCGUACCAGUGCUACUAGAUUUUCAGUACAUGAUAUGCUUUUACGCUACCAACGAAGGUAACUGGUAUACGGCUACGGAUUACAACAAGUGUGUCGACAAGACAUGGUUUAUUCGUCCAGUCGUUGCCUGUUUGCCAGCCUAUCUACGUUUUGCACAAUGUUUGCGCCGUUAUAAAGAUACCAAAGAAAAAUUUCCGCAUUUGGCUAACGCUGGGAAGUAUACCACAACUUUCUGCGUAGUCAUAUUUUCCACGCUCUAUCAUUCAUUCGAAGCCGAUGGAGUCGAUAAAAACUCGCACUAUCCAUUCUUUUACACCUGGAUAGUAUGCUCCUUCAUUAGUUCAAUCUACGCUUACAUCUGGGACAUGAAAAUGGAUUGGGGUCUCUUUGAUAGCAAUGCUGGCGACAACCGCUUUCUCAGAGAAGAAAUUGUCUAUUCCAAUGUAGCUUAUUAUUACUUUGGAAUCGUCGAAGACUUUGUCCUGCGUUUCGGCUGGGCAUUUUCUCUUUCACUAACCGAAAUGGGCUACAUCCACGGUGAUCUGAUGUUAUCCAUCUUGGCUCCUUUAGAGGUCUUCCGGCGUUUUGUUUGGAACUUCUUUCGACUGGAGAACGAACAUCUCAACAAUUGCGGAAAAUUUCGAGCAGUACGCGACAUCUCCAUUGCACCGAUGGAUGCAUCCGAUCAGGCCGCCAUUCUCAAGAUGAUGGACGAGCCGGACGGGGUUGUGCACCGCAGGGUACGGAAGAAGACUGUCGGUCAACCGGUGGCCAGCGGUUCAUCAACUACCCGCAAGGACCCGAUCGUUCGUUUCCAUAAUGUCAAAGGCGCUGAAUCCAUCGGCGAAGAAUCUGGAGUAGAAUUACCUAGAGGUUAAUUUUGACUCUCGGUUGAAUUAAAUUGUAUAGUCGCGGCGAAAAAAGUCAUCAUAAACAAUAUACCCAAGUUAUCUCUUC